This is a messenger RNA of Leptidea sinapis, 11601 nucleotides long. RefSeq lists its product as uncharacterized. The transcript has 22 exons. Gene Ontology annotation, molecular function: ATP hydrolysis activity; ATP binding; ATP-dependent chromatin remodeler activity. Bases 524 to 7798 code for a protein of 2424 amino acids. The record is from RefSeq and is a predicted model, not a curated record. Gene Ontology annotation, cellular component: nucleus. Lineage: Eukaryota; Metazoa; Arthropoda; Insecta; Lepidoptera; Pieridae.
CACAAAAUUUGUAAAAUGGGACGGUCGUGCAAUAAAUUGGUAUUGCAAAGUAUUCUUUAUUGUAUUUUGCCCAUAAAGUUGGAAGCGAUGAGCUCUUGAAGACAUUUAAAAAUUUUUGUAAACACGCUUGCGGAUUGAGGAAUAAUUAUUAUUCUAAGUAGGUAUUAUAGUAUUUAUCGAAUGCUAUUUUAUUGCGGAAGUAAUGGCUUCCCAAAUUUUAAUUGUAUAAAAUAUAGUUUUGUUUAUGUUUAUGUAAACUAAUAGACAAUUCAUUCAAGACUAAUUAAAGGGUAUAGUUUCAAGAUUAACUAUCAUGGAAUCAUCGUGACCUCCCAAUUUUAGCGUCCCUUGAAAUAACAAGGUGAAUAAAAACCGCAUUUGAAUCAAAUUAUUGUGGUAUUUGAGGUAAUAAACCAUUUAAAUAAUUUAUAGCACCUCAUUUAAUUGUUCUUCAAUCAAUAAACUAUACAAAGUCGAAAUGAACAAAAGGUGAAGUUUAUAAUACAAAAACUAUUUGUUUACAAUGUACGACGCUGGUGGGACGAUGUCAUUCGGAGAUAAAAGAGGAAAUCAGCGUGAAGAGGAAGAUACAUCUGGAGAAGACGCGGUAGAAAGCGAUGAUGAAGAUGAAACAAUCGCUAGAAUACAGAGAGCUCACUUUGCUCAGGCCGCGGCGAUGAACCCUCGUCGGCGACCGGUUCCUCGUCCUAGACGGAUGAGCCAUAAAAGAAAAUUGGAAGCAGUUAGAAAUUUUCACGAUUUUACUAAAAAGUUGAAACAAGACACAGGCAUAAAAAUUCGAAGUUUAGUAGGGAAUGAUUUGAUAGAAUAUAGUGAUUUUUCUAGUGAGGAUAAUAAUAGUGACAGUGAUGGUUUAUCAGAGGAAGAAUUCACAGUUGACCCGAAUGCUGUGCAGGAUUUAAAUGAGGAAAAUGAAAGUUACAUUGAUCCGGAAACAGGUGAUAUUGUGGAAUCCAAAGUGAAAAAGUCAAUUGAAAAGGAAGUUGAAGAAGCAACAUGUGUAAGUGAUAGUACUGAAGAGCCUAAAACACUUUCAAUAAGUGACAUUAUAAAUGAAGGUGAUUUAGAUUUAACCAAAAAUGUUGAAAUCACGGGAGUCGAGGAGAGUGAUUUGUGUCCAGAGAAAACCGCUGAAGAUUUGUUAGACAUGAAAGAUGAUAGCAGUCAGAGUUUUGACAUUACAGACAAAUUAAAAGACAUGGGGGAGAUUAGUGUUAAGCAAUCAAAUAAAUCAGAAGGUGAGGAAUCUACUCCAAAUGAGGAAACAAAAUCAGAGAAUGAUGAUGAGAUGAAAUCCGUAAAUAGUAGCGCAUUAAAUGUUCGACGCAACAUAAGAGAAGUAAUGGAUGAAAAAAAUUUGGAUGCAUCAACAUUAGCUGCUCAGAGACAAGAAUCUGAACGUCUGGCGAGAGUACAGGAACAGCAGAGGAUUAUUAGAGAGGUCCAAAGGCAAAUAGCAAUAAACAGACAAAACAAAAUUCAUCAAAAAACUAUAUCUCUUCUGCAAGGAGGUUCUUCUAUAUUGAAAAAGUCGGGGCUGGGACAAAAACUAAAUUUACCGAACACAGUAUUAGUUAAAUUACCAUCUGGUGAACUAAAGAGAACUACAGUGAAGCAAGGACAGUUGGAAGUUACAAAAGUGCCGAAGCCUACUACAUCUGCAUCGGCUAUGGCACACAAAAUGGGGAAAGGUGACCAAAAGACUGAAAAGAAAGAAGUUGUUGAAAUAGUAGACAGUAGUAGUGGCGAGGAGUCAUCAUCAUCAUCUUCGGAUUCGGAUGACUGCAUAAUGCUUUCUGACUCUGAAGUCCCAGCUAGCCCUGAAGCAGAGGAGGACCCAACUAACUCAGGCCUUCAUGUAAAUGACACUUAUAAUGUACCAGAUGAACAAGGCAGAGUUCUUAUAAACAUAGGUCAUCCUGAAAACGAAGAGGAUAUAUUUUUAGCUCCACAGAUUGCCCGCGUUAUCAAACCACAUCAGAUUGGUGGCGUCAGGUUUCUAUUUGACAACAUCAUUGAAUCUGUGGAGAGAUUCUCGACUUCUACUGGAUUCGGUUGUAUAUUGGCACAUUCAAUGGGCUUAGGAAAGACAUUACAAAUCGUGUGCUUCUGUGAUAUAUUCCUGCGUCAUACUGCUUCUAAAACUGUCCUGUGUAUUAUGCCUAUAAACACAUUGCAGAAUUGGGUGGCGGAGUUUAAUAUGUGGCUUCCUCUAGAUGCAUCAACUAGUCCCUUGUCAGCACAUGGUGAGGUCCGACCGAGGAACUUUCCUAUAUACGUACUUAACGAUAGCCACAAGACGUUACAGAUGCGUGCUAAAGUAGUCAAGGACUGGACAACAACAGGUGGUGUUCUUAUGAUAGGCUAUGAAUUGUACAGGUUAUUGUGUAUGAAAAAAGAUAAAAAACCUCGUAAGAAAAAGAAAGCAGAUGCAAAGUUGGAUGUGGAGAAAGACAAAGAGGAGAAGAAGAGUGACAGACCUGAAGUUGGCAAUGAAGAUACCCAGGGUUCAGAUGUAACAAAAGCAUCGGAUGAUACACGCAUAGAUAAGGAUGACGGUGAGAACAAAAUGGACGAUUUAAAAGAUGAUAAAAAAGAAGAUACUCCAACAGAUGAAGAAAAGAAACUGUUAGAUGAGAUGUAUGAAGCCCUAGUCAAACCUGGCCCUGAUUUAGUGAUAUGUGAUGAAGGGCAUCGAAUAAAGAAUUCUCAUUCCAAUAUAUCAUAUGCACUGAAACAAAUGAGAACCAAAAGACGUAUUGUACUAACAGGUUAUCCUUUGCAAAACAAUUUACUAGAAUAUUGGUGUAUGGUGGAUUUCGUCCGGCCAAACUAUCUUGGUAGCAAAACCGAGUUCUGCAACAUGUUUGAGAGGCCUAUACAAAAUGGGCAAUGUAUUGAUUCCACCCCUCAGGAUAUUAGACUUAUGAGAUACAGAGCGCAUGUGCUGCACUCACUUUUGGUUGGUUUUGUGCAAAGACGCUCGCAUGCGGUGUUGCAAUCGACCCUGCCUCAGAAAGAAGAAUACGUCCUGUUGGUCAGAAUGACGCCGCUCCAGCGACAACUAUACGAUCGGUUCAUGAAUGAAGUUGUCCGAUCUGCUUCAGUGCCAAACCCCUUGAAAGCAUUUGCUAUUUGUUGUAAGAUUUGGAACCACCCCGAUGUUUUGUAUAACUUUUUGAAGAAACGAAGCGAAGUUAAUGCGGCUAUUGAAGAAGACUUGGAUUUAGAAGAAAUUGGCGGUGUUACGAAAGCUGGAAGAGCUAAAAACAAUAAAUCCCAGGGGAAACGCACUUACAAGCCGAGGGGCUCAGGUAAAAAACCAGCAGCCACAAUACAGCCAAAUACUACAACAGUUGCGCCGACUCAACCUCAAGAAGCUAACAAUUUUCCCAACUAUCCGACUGGUAGUCAAUAUGGACAGCCUCCAUAUAGACAGGAUCAACCUGGGGGCAAUUAUCCUACAGUUAAUCCAAAUUAUCCGCCAUACCAGAACUCAGCUCCCGGAUAUUAUCCACCUGGACAAGGAUUUAAUCCAGAGUAUGGCAAUAACUUUUAUCCACAACAACAAUACGAAAAUAAUUAUCCAAACCAAUACCCACCUACCAACAACUCUGAGCAGUAUAACCAAAAUUAUUGGGGCAAUAACAGCUACUACAACAAUUCUGGUUAUUACAAUAGUACUCAAUUUCCUAAUAACUCUAAUCCAAACUUCAAUGCAUCUACUGCCGGUUAUAAUAAUCCACAGCAAUAUCCAUCGAAUUUUAAUGGACCUCCGAAUUCACAAUAUGCAGGAGGCAGUGCACCGCAAAGUAAUCCACCUUAUCCUAGUGCUAAUGUGGCUCCUAGGAGUGCGCCCUACCCUGCCGAAAAUAACGAAUCUCCGAAUAAUCCGCCUUCUUAUCCCCCCAAUAAUCAACAGUUUACAACUGGUAAUGUACCACAAGACAGCCAAUCUUUCGCCCCCAAUCCGUUAUCUGCAAAUACAGCACCAUACUCUAAUGAUAAUACUACGCCAAUUAGAGAACCGUUUACAAGAACUAAUGUUCCCAUUGACACCGGAUAUAACACAGACGUUCAAAAUAACUCGACAUACACUAGUAGUAAUAAUAGUUCAUCUGCAAAUGAUGCCCCAUUUUCGGCGGAUAAUCGUGUGACACCAUAUUCGGCAAACACUCCCCAAUCUUACCCACCCAGCCAAGAUUAUGCAGCCCAAAAUCGAUCACGUUAUCCGACAGAUUAUCCAAAUUCACAGAUGUAUGGUGAAUAUAAUUCGACCAACAUUGUAGCCACGGCACAGUAUCCGAACAAUCAGUCGCUACAAAAUUAUAGCGGUCCAUAUCCACCCCAGCAUUACCAAGCCAAUAAUCCCUAUGUAACUGAUCUAUCCACCUCAUACAACCAAUACGGAAAUCAAUCAACUAAUUAUCCUAACUAUCCACCGAGUCAACAGAACAUUAGUAAUGCAAUUCAAUCCAACCCACCAGCAAUUAAAAUGGAAAAUAAUUUGGAGCCUAACUAUGGAGUAAGGGAUAUUAAAGCCGAAUCGAAUACUUCACAAUCAUCAGAUCAACCACCAUUUGGUAAUCACUAUAACUAUGGUGAGCCAAAUGCAUCGUUAUAUCCGGAGCAAUCUGGAAAUAAUGACUUUGAUCAAUAUCAAAACUAUCCUUCAUUAGAAACUAAACCCCCUCUGUGUAGUGCUGGCUCUGGAAGUCCUGUAACUUCGUGGCCCAUGACAGUUACAUUGAAGACUGAAGUUGAUAGACUAAAAGCUGAAGAUAAAAUUGAAAUGAAAUCAGAGUCUGAUGGAGAAGUGAAAAUAGAAGAUUUAGAUACAAAAACUAUAGUCAAAGAUGAGUUAAAAAAGGAAAUAAAUGAUCCUACAAUGACGUCCUUGACACCUAACGUGCCAAAACAAGUGAAUAUUACUGAUAAGACAUUAAAUACUGAUAAAACCAAGAGUGGGGGUUCAGAGUCAGAAAUUGAAACUCCUAAAAAAGGCAGACGUAAAGGUAAAAGAAAAGAAAGUCCAAAAAGUGAUAAAUCCAAACCUAGAGCUAGAGCGAAACCUAAAGGAAGGAAAGACAGAAAAAAGUCAAAAGAAAAAGGCAACGAGGAAUCAGAUUCUGAGCAAAGUGAGAAAGAAGAAAAGUUGAACAAAGAAGAAGAAUUAGCAAUUGUUAAGAAGAAUGAAGAAAUGACUUAUGACUGGGCGACUGACCUAUUGAAAGAUUAUAUUCCUGGUAUUAUAGAAAACUCAGCUAAAAUGGAUUUAUUCUUUUAUUUAUUGAAUGAAAGUAUUAAAUUAGGAGAUAGAAUAUUAUUAUUUAGUCAAAGUUUGUUUACUCUAAAUUUAAUAGAAGAUUUUCUCGGCCGUAAUUAUAUUCCCGGUACUAAUCGAGUUUGGGAACGAAACACUUCCUAUUUUAGACUGGAUGGUUCCACGCAUGCGCUUGAACGCGAAAAGUUGAUAAAUGAAUUUAACGCAAAUCCCAACGUAUAUUUGUUUCUGGUAUCAACGCGCGCGGGUUCACUGGGGAUUAAUCUUGUUGGAGCUAACCGAGUCAUAGUGUUUGAUGCCAGUUGGAAUCCUUGCCACGAUACGCAGGCUGUGUGCAGAGUGUACAGGUACGGUCAAAAGAAGCCCUGCUUUGUUUAUCGUUUCGUCAUGGACUGCUGUUUGGAGAAGAAGAUUUACGAUCGCCAAAUAAACAAACAAGGAAUGGCAGAUAGGGUUGUCGAUGAAUGUAAUCCUGACGCCGUGUUGUCGAUGAAGGAAAUAACAAAUCUCUGUUUCGACAAUGAUGAGAAGGAGUCGGAACCAAAAGAUCUGUCCGAGCAUAAAGAUAAAUACAUUGAUGUGUUGAUGCAAGGUAUCAUAGUGUUGCACGGUAAGAUGUUGAGCAAAGAACCAUUCCAGCACGAAUCUCUGUUGGUUGACAGGAAGGAAAAGAAGUUAUCUAGUGCUGAAAAGAGAUUGGCUCAGAGAGGGUAUGAAUUGGAGAAGAAAGCAGCGUUAGCACCUAAACCUACAACGGCGUACAGAACUGUGCGUACGGCUGAUGGAAGCCUGGUGCAGCGGCCUGUUGCGUCCGUGAGGCCGAUGCAGCACGGCGCCCGAUGGAUACCAGCCGACGUGUGGAGGCGGCAAGGCAUGACGGCACAGGAAAUGACCCUACCCUUAGAUGUUGUGAUUCCUACGAAUUCUGCCGAAAAAACAAAUAUUGUACUAAAAGCCGGACAAAGAGUUAUGGUUUUGAAGUCACCUAAAGGAAUCUAUAUGCAGCUUGAAUCUGGAAAAAUUAUUGCCAUCAAAACAGCACUGAAGGGAUUGGGACAGAAAGGUGAUGGUAACACUCCAAUAGGUAAAAAAGUUUUAGGUAAUCGUCCAUCGUCUGCUAAUAUUCCGGGUUCUCUGAAAAACAAUUCCGCAAUAACAAUAACAUCGAAGGGUGGGCAGAGAUAUAUGCGAGGGAUGGGGAGACAAGUGAUGGGGCAAAAAAUAACUAGGCCAAUGUUACCCGGGCAAAAGAUUGCAGAAAUAAGAAAUAGAUUAGGCGAAAUGAGGUCAUAUGGCGGAAUACGCACUAAAUUGCCAACACCUCAAAUGAGGAUGUUACGUCCAAACUUACCGGGGUCAUUGAGUAUCACUAGGAUAAGUAAAGAUUCAGACAAAGCUAAAUCCAACGCAAUAAAAGGUCGAGCAUUUAAUGCGGAGACUGAAGUAUUAGACAGUGAUGAUGACGAUCGAAGUACUCAGAACACUGAAACUAAAACAAUCGAAAAUAAAGUCAAAGAAUCGGAAAAUACGGAAAUAGUAGAAAACGAUAAUCAUAGUGAAAAUACGGUUAACGCUUCAACCGAAAAACAAACUUCAGAUAACCACGAAAAGGAAAACCAUGACAGAGUCCCUAUUGUUUUAACAACUGAUGAGAAAUUGCCAUCUGAAGAGGUGUUAGAGAGGAAACCAUCGGAACGUGUAGAACCUUCUGUCGCUGAUGUUAAACGAGAUGAUGUUCCGGUAAACCUUGCUGGUCGAGGAUCUAGUAAAAUUAACUUGCUCAAAAACUAUAGACAUCAACGUCCCAUGAGUCGUCCUCAGGGAGAGUCAAGUUUGAGCCAGCUAGAGAGGACGGCUAGCGUCUUAAACACAGACGGAGUCCCCGAUUUCCGAAAAAAUUUAGAUGACAUAACUCAAUCGUAUUCACCAAGCGAAGAGAAAUCUAGUGGGACCAGAAAGAAACGAUCUCCACAAAAACUUAAUGUCGAAUCUCAAGAGCGGCCUCUUAAUAUGUCUCAUAGUGUAUCUAAUCUUCUUGGUGAAAGUUCACAGAAGCCAAGAUCAGAAAUGCCUCAAGGCAUUAGUUCUUUGCAUAACCAGAGGCCGACUCAAUCUCUUGUGAGUGGGCUACCCCAGGAAGUGCCGGGGUAUUUGAACAAAUCUCCAGUUACGCCGAUAAAUAUAACUCACAGUGGUCUCAUGACGGGAGGAACAACAACCAGUAACAGUGAAAUUGCAAACGACAGUUUGCAGGCUAAGGUGCCUCCAGGAGCACUCCCAACCCAGUCUUACCCAAGCGGAAGUACUCCACCCGAGGGGCCAUAUGGGCAGUAUCCAGGUUAUGGGAUUGGCUAUGGAGGAUAUCCGAACCCACCGUACUACGGCGGCUACGGUCCUGGUUACUACCCCCCCUACGGAACUCCGCCAGGGUUCUCCCCACCUCCACAUACCCCCCCUACUGACCCAUAUUUACCACCGAACCCACAGUGGUAGUGAACUGAACGGUAACAAUCAAACUUCCAGUGGUAGUGAUGUUUUACUAUAUAAUGUUAGUGGAUUUAUAAUUGUAUGUUUCAUCUUAUGUGGUGUGGUGGCGAUCAAAUGUCUUUGCUGUAUGUAUUUUAAUUUUAUACUAAUGGCAAGUUAUGAUGGUUGUUUUGACAGUUACUAGUAGUGGCAUCACAUAUUUUGCAACUAAGUACCUGUUUUACAAUGUAUAAGUAGCGAAUUGUCUUAUUAAUUGCUACAUUAAAGUUCCCGGUAACUAAGUUACUGAAUUUCACAAUCACUUCACUGCUAUGUUAUUACGAGAUGAUUUUCAAGCAAGUCGGUUUGGCAACCUCGCAUUUUAUAGUUCCGUUUGAUAAAACGGAAAUAUUAAGAUAAAACUAAAACGAAACGAUUAUUAUAAUUUCCUAUUGGUAUAACGGUAAAUACAACUAUUUUCACAAUAACAACGAUCAUCACAUAAUUGUUUUUCAUUUUCGUGUAACGAAAUUUAAAAAUUUCAACAAAUAAGUUGUCAUGAGGUUUUCAUAGCUUUUAUAAGUCAUGACAUGUUAUCUGAAACAUAUAAGCUAUAUGCUGCCAGAUCUAUCCUAUAAAUUAACAAGCAGUUUAUGUGCUGGUUCACACUAGUUAAACAUUGUGAGAAUAUGUCUUUAUUCAGCAGAUAAUUCCCAAGUAGCUUAUUUGUAACUUUACUUGUACAUCGUGAAACAAGCCCUAAAGUGUAAAAAUAAACAUUGCCUGUAAAUAACAGUUAUUUUGUUUUGUUCAAGCGUAGUUGUAAUUUUUAGAUAUUGCGCCCCCAACUUAUCUGUUCAGGUCGCUGCGUCGCUUGUGGUAAAUUUGGUAUUGCCAAAAUGAUAAAACCUUUAAAAUAAUUAGACUUGCGUCACUUUUCACCAAGUUGGUGUCCAAAAGCAGAAUAUAUACAGCUCUAUGGGGAGUUACUCACCUGGUCUCCGUUUGGCAACCAACAACCAGGGUGGCGCGACCAGUUCGGACGCGUCAUGACUCUAGUGUCUGUAUGGUGUCUAGUUUUGAGCUUACCACGGUUGCGCAACCAGUCGCGCCACCGUGGUGUCCUGGUAAAAUAUAUCAUUAAGACAUUUCCGCAUUUUAUUUGCACUUAAAACUAUAACGUAACGAUGAAAAAAUGAAGAUUUCAAAAUGGCGACUGACAGCUGUAGUUUGUAUUUUCCCAACCUGAACAUGUUAGUUAGUGGCACUAUAAUAUUAUGUCAUAACGACCAUCAUAGAGUUGCGUCACUUUACUCACAACACAUUGGACGAUGUUCGUUUUUACUUCUAUUUUAAAGUGUAGGGUAACUGAGUCUGUGACGUUUUAAAAUAUGAUUUUUUUGAAUAACUUUUUGUAAAUAAUAAUCGAUUUACUCUUAUUUAAUAAUUAAAAAUCCAACUCAUUCAUCAAUGAUUGUAUAGCAAUUGGGGAAAAAGCUAGUUUAUUCAAGAAUAUCUACUGAUAUCAUCAUAUGAUUUUCGAAAAACAAUGUACAAGUAAUUUUAUUGCAUUUUCAGUGAUGUGAUUUUAUUGUAUGAAUAUUCAAGUUUUAAGUAUUGUUGAGGAACUAGAUGCGUUUUGUUAAGGUACGUAAUUUAUUUUAUACAAUAUCUUUUGAAAAAACAUUUAUUUGAACUGUUUUUCCUAUAAUUUGUUUUAUAUUUAAAAUUUACUUUUUAUUCCCCUUAUUAGACGCAAUUAUUGAUGAUUAGAAGUCUCUCUCUAUUUAAUUAUUUGAACGCAUUUUGAAUUUUGAGUAUGAAUUAUAGAUAUCACAGAAGCGGUAGAGAAACAAGAAUUGCAGUACUAAAUAGAUCCCUAAUACAAUAUCCUAGUCAAUUAAUAAAACAAUACCGUGCUUUCUUUUCUUUAAUGUAAAAUAAAUAUUUUAAAAGAAAUUUUACCGAAUCUCCAAAUAUACUUUGAGAAAAAUAACAUGUUUUUAAAAUGUGAACAUAUUUUUUAUCGAAACAAUAGUUCAACUGUGCUCUACUUUGCAAUAAGACUAAACAUUUGAGUACGUUAUCAUCGACAAUGAUUUAGAUAUUUAUUUUCAUUUCCUUUUAUCGAUCCUUAACAUAUUAAUAUAUUGUACAGUAACAAUUUUUGUUUCUAAUUCUAUUGCGAAUUUUAACGAUAAAAAUAAUAUUUUAAAUUUGUUUCUACUUUUUGUAGACUUUUCGCUUUUCAGUUACACACCAGGUAUAUGACUAGUAGUAUUACUUUUUAACAUUAGUAUUGCCUCCUAUUGUACUGCAAGUGUAUAAAAUAAUUUUGCAUUUAAAAAUAUGUAUAUUAUCAAUGUUCUUGUUCUUGUAUUCAAAUUAAUAAAACGCGGAAUAAAUGAUUGAAGACUUGUAAGUAAUAUAGAGGUGGUGCGAGUUAGUAAUACUAACAUCAAAUAUCUACUCGCUGACUCGAUUAUCAAUUGCCGAUAAGCGCUUUCUCCAUUCUUCAAGGAAUGUAUAUGUGGUUACGAUCUGUGGCACACAAAACGCUUCUGUCUUUAGCGCACCAAUUAUUUAUGGUGUACUGUGGGUGUAUAUCAUAUUUCGUCUAAAACUAAUGAAAAUAGGAUAUCAAUAUUUCUUAACUCAUAACAAAUCGCAGAAAGCUUAUACUUUAUCUGUGUUAUUAAUAAACGCGAAGCAAAGUUAUUCUUCUCUAUUCUAAUUGAAAAUCUUUGUCCUACAGAAUUAAAUGACAGGGAGGAGAUAUUUUUAACUUGGAGUAACUUGCGUUUAUAAAUAAGACAGUAUAUGUAUUAAUAUAGGUUGGUGACCUUGUGCAUUUUGAAUUAAGUCACACGUAUUGAUUCUGACUCUGAACAGACUGUAAUAUAGUAUUUUUUUUAUAUUCCUUUAUAUUGAGUCUAUUUCCACUGUAUCACCGCUUGUGUGAAAAUAAUCGGACGUCUGUAUCCGUCUUAAUAUUUGAAUGUAACUCUGAAUAAGAUAUUUUUACUCUUCACUAAUAGGUACUUAUUUGUGUAGAUGUAUAGCUGUGGUCAUACUGCCAUCGUAUGAGUUACGUGGAACACAUUUGUUUUAUUAUCAAGCCCUCCGAACACGUCCCUUAAAUCUCAGAUAAAAUUGAUUUAAUACGAAUAUAAGCUAUUUUGAGUUAUGUCACUAUUUCUUCAUUCGGUAAAAAAACGAAGAAUGUCAUAACUCGAAAUAACAAAAAGUCCAUGAUUUUUUCCUUAAAGCUCCUUGGUGUGAAAUUGUAUACUCAAGUAAUGUUUGUAUAAAUGCAGUGAAUGCAUUCCGGCUAUGAUAGUCGUAUGUGAUAGAUCGCUACGUAGGGGUAAGUCGAGUAUAGGACGUAACUGUUAGUGAUAUUUAACGUGUUAGCAUAGACGCCUGCAGUUUAUUCUUCAAGUCAAAUUGUAUUCGGCGCAGUUAAUGUAGUCGUGUGUGCAUGUAUUUGUGCAUAUAAAUGUUUGUAUAUCACAAAAUUACACCUAGCUCUGACCUGAUAGAAUUUAAUAUACAUAAAGGCACAAAUGCAAUUGUAAAAAAGGUAAUAUUUGAACUGCGAUGGAAGUAAUUAAAUAAACUAAAUAAUUUUAUUUGAAUUGUGCCAGGUCGGGUGGGGUAGUGCUUGUGUAUUGAUGAACGAUUUAUGUGUAUUGUCCAAUGUACAAAUAGCAAUCAAAAGGUACAAUACAUGUGAAACUGCAUUUUCAAUUCAAUCAGUGUAUGUAUCAGCGAAUAUACUAAUUACUAUAUCUAAUAAUACAAAUUUCAAAUAAACAGUCAACUUUUAA